Molecule: messenger RNA, 726 nt
Organism: Pseudomassariella vexata
Lineage: Eukaryota; Fungi; Ascomycota; Sordariomycetes; Amphisphaeriales; Pseudomassariaceae
Exons: 2
Coding region: 101-625 (174 amino acids)
Source: RefSeq, a predicted model, not a curated record
AUCUUUCAACCAACCAACCUUGGGAACUUGGUUGGCCUGUUCCCUGGUCGAGUCAUCCAAGCACGCCAGACGGCAGGCUAGCAAUAUCUAUCCGGACGUGAUGCGACUCGGUCUCCCCGUUUCCCAACACCGUGGCAUAGAUCUCUUUUUCAAUGGUUUGCAAUUGGUGAUUAACAGGUCGUUGUCAGCCCGUUGCCCACCGUUUGCAACCCAACGGUGGUCCAAUUCGGGUGAUUUACGAUGCGGUCCAGACCUUCUUUUUGUUUGCGGCCCAGCCAGCCUCGCGACAAGGUCGUGUCGCACUUCAUCCAACCAUUCGCCUCGAAACCGACCUUCCGUUUCUGGGAGACCAGUUGGUCUUUGCACUCGCGGCAGCCUUGCUGAUUGUCCGCACAGCGCACCACAACGGGUUCAGGGGCAUUCACGAUCCGAUGCCUUGGUGCUGAACGGCUCCGUCUACAUAGUAGGUUGCACGUAUCCUGUUGUCAACCGUGGACGAAACAAUAAGCUAUCACGGCGUAUGCAUGAAACCGAUACAGGGCUUUUGCCUUUCAAUGUGGCACAGAAACGAACGACGGGCGGCCUUGCGCAUCAGUGUUGUGCACCUUCCACAAGCUUGACCUGAAUUUCUACAGGCUGGACUCUUCAAACUAUUAUCCUAUCCAAUGGACGCUAGAACACUAUUCGUGUAGACGAGGGCGCCGUGGUUCGACUUGCUACGUCCAA